Molecule: messenger RNA, 2381 nt
Organism: Athalia rosae (coleseed sawfly)
Lineage: Eukaryota; Metazoa; Arthropoda; Insecta; Hymenoptera; Athaliidae
Product: solute carrier family 23 member 2
Exons: 14
Coding region: 303-2057 (584 amino acids)
Biological process (GO): transmembrane transport
Cellular component (GO): membrane
Molecular function (GO): transmembrane transporter activity
Source: RefSeq, a predicted model, not a curated record
CGGUGAUGACGUUGCGUCUCUCUGCUUAUAACUUCUUUCAAUUGACGAGAAUUUCAAACUUUUAGCUUACUCGCUAGCUGCUAAGUCGUCCAGCACCACUUGUAUUGAGCAGUUAACACUUGAACCAUCAUAAUUAGCGUCUUCAUAACUUGAAAACAUAAAUAAACCGCACUUAUAUCAGUUCAACAGAAUUUGAACGGAAAGUUUAGAAGUGAAGUGUUGUCACAGGAUCACCUUUAUAAACGGGUACAUAUAUUUUGGAAAGCAAGAAAUUUAUAGCUUAGAAGUUAGUCUAUUUUAUCAUGCAGAUGGAUAUGACUGAAAUUCAGGAGACGCGCACACAGCAAGAAGCCGCUGCAGCAAGUGUGAAAGAGAAUUCCACCGACAAAAAAACUGAUAUCACGUAUGGAAUCGAUGAUGUUCCCCCGUGGUAUUUGUGCAUUUUGAUGGCCUUGCAGCAUUAUUUAACAAUGAUAGGGGCGAUCGUUUCCAUACCAUUUAUUUUAACGCCAGCACUCUGCAUGACUGAAGAUGAUCCAGCCAGGGGACACAUUAUUUCCACUAUGAUAUUUGUUACAGGACUUGUAACAAUGUUGCAAACAACUUUUGGAUGCAGGCUACCAAUUGUACAAGGUGGGACCAUAUCAUUCCUUGUUCCAACUCUGGCAAUAUUAAAUUUGCCACAGUGGAAAUGUCCAGCUCCAGAAAUACUGGACAGCAUGUCAACUGAUGACAGAACUGAACUCUGGCAAGUGAGAAUGAGGGAACUAUCAGGAGCAAUUGCAGUUUCUGCUCUAUUUCAAAUUAUUGUUGGGUAUGGAGGAAUCAUUGGGUCCAUGCUCAAAUACGUGUCACCUCUCACAAUAGUCCCUACUGUAUCUCUUGUCGGAUUAUCAUUGUUUGAAAACGCUGCAGAGGCUGCCUCAAAGCAUUGGGGAAUUGCUGCUGGAACAAUCUUGAUGCUCACUGUAUAUUCCCAAAUUUUUAUAAAUGUGAAAGUACCAAUAUUGGCUUGGAGGAAAAGUAGCGGUUUUCAGGUCGUUUGGUGCUCUCUAUUCAAACUGUUUCCGGUCUUGCUGACUAUAGCCAUAAUGUGGGCCAUAUGUGGAAUUUUAACCAUCACUGAUUCUUUUCCUGUCGGGCAUCCAGCAAGGACAGAUGUCAAAAUAAAAAUUCUGAGCGAUUCACCCUGGUUCAGGAUACCAUACCCUGGACAGUGGGGGAUUCCUAGUGUCAGCCUUGCUGGUGUUCUAGGAAUGCUGGCAGGAGUCAUAGCUUGUACUGUUGAAUCCAUCAGUUACUAUCCAACAACUUCUAAGAUGUGUGGCGCGCCACCUCCACCCGUUCAUGCAAUAAAUCGAGGUAUUGGUACAGAAGGUUUGGGUACAAUGUUAGCUGGCCUCUGGGGCAGUGGAAACGGCACCAAUACAUUCGGGGAAAAUGUCGGCGCUAUAGGCGUGACUAAAGUAGGAAGUCGAAGAGUGAUACAAUGGGCUGCAGCUAUUAUGAUUAUACAAGGUGUUGUCAACAAAUUUGGUGCCGUAUUCAUCAUAAUUCCUGAACCAGUUGUUGGAGGAAUUUUCUGUGUUAUGUUUGGAAUGAUAGCUGCGUUUGGACUUUCAGCUCUUCAAUACGUUGAUCUCAAUUCAGCAAGAAAUUUAUACAUCUUAGGGUUCUCUUUAUUUUUCCCAUUAGUACUUUCCAAGUGGAUGAUAACUCAUUCAGAUGCAAUACAAACGGGCAAUGAUAUUGUGGACAGUGUAAUCACCGUAUUACUAAGUACCACAAUUCUAGUUGGCGGUGCCAUAGGGUGCCUUUUGGACAACCUUGUGCCAGGUACUGUUGAAGAAAGAGGAUUAGAUGCGUGGGCAAAAGAAAUGUCUCUAGUAGAUGAAACACCGGAAGACGACGAAACUGGGCGAUCACAGUACAUUCCAAAUACCUUUGACUUCCCUAUCGGCAUGAACGCUAUCCGAAGAUGGACAUGGACCUCCUAUUUACCUUUCUCUCCAACGUACAAGCCGAGACAACGUUGGUGGCGUUGUAACAAACAUUAGUAACAAUUUUAAACCUCUAAGCCUAGGACUAAUCAACUCCAAAAAUUGAUGAUGCCAAGAUAUUAUUAAAAAGUACGAUAAAAUUGGAGAGCAUCUAAGUAUGACCACAACUCGCCCUCAAGUUCUAGUAAUGCUUGAUAAUGUUGGGACUGACAGGCUAAUACUAAGGACUGGAAGAGCAGCAUUUCGUCCUCUCCCAUCCCAGGACCUGAUAAAAAUAUAAUGAAGAAAAAAUAAAUAUAAUAAAAAUAAAUUAAUUCGAUAAUUCUAACAUCUUCCUUGCUAUGGAAGUACUCGCAAUAAUACGAUAAUUCAUGAGAAUGA